GCCAUUGGGUUACUUUGGAAUCAGAAGAUAAGGAGCUCCACACUACGCUGAAGCCCCAAAGUGCCAACCUUCUCAACAGCAGAAGUCGGAGGAAGAAAUGAUGGACCUUCUGCCAUUCUCCAUGGAGACGUGGGCUCUUCUCGCCCUCUUCAUAGGCCUACUGAUGCUAUAUGGCAUUUGGCCCUAUGGCGUCUUCAAGAAACUGGGCAUCCCAGGACCACAGCCAAUCCCUUUCUUGGGCACAGCCCUCGCCUAUCGCAAAGGAGUAACGGAGUUUGACAAAAAAUGCUUUGAAAAAUAUGGGAGAAUGUGGGGGUUUUAUGACGGCCGGUGGCCUGUGUUGGCUGUUACUGAUCCAGCCAUAAUCAAAGUUGUCCUGGUGAAAGAGUGCUACUCCGUCUUCACCAAUCGCCGGAUGUUUGGUCCAACAGGAAAGUUGAAAUCAGCUAUUUCAGUAGCUGUAGAUGACCAGUGGAAGAGGAUUCGCACUGUGCUCUCGCCCACUUUCACCAGUGGGAAGCUUAAGGAGAUGUUUCCUAUCAUCAAGCACCACGUGGACAGCCUAGUGAAAAAUAUUCAAGGCAAAGCAGAGAGGGCGGAGCCUGUGGACAUCAAAGAGAAAUUUGGGGCGUACAGCAUGGAUGUGGUGACCAGCACUUCCUUUGGGGUGAACACAGAUUCCAUGAACAACCCCAAUGACCCUUUUGUCAGGGAGGCGAGCAAGCUGGUGAAGUUUGACCUGUUUUCCCCAAUCUUCGUUUUAUUAUAUCUCUUUCCAUUCACAAGUCCCCUUCUGGACAAGAUGAACAUACAUAUCUUCCCCAGCAGUGCUGUGAACUACUUUGCCAGGGCAAUCGGGAAUAUCAAGCGGGAACGGGAGCAAGCGAAAGGGAAGGGCAGAGUGGAUUUCCUACAGCUGAUGAUCGACUCCCAGAAGUCAGAUGUGCAAUACGAGAGCAAUGGUGUGAGCCACUCCUAUAAAGCGUUGACCGAGGAAGAGAUGUUGGCACAAGCCAUUAUAUUCAUAUUUGCGGGAUAUGAAGCCACCAGCAAUAUCCUUGGCUACAUGACGUACGAAUUAGCGACCCACCCAGACGUCCAGCGAAAAUUGCAGGCUGAGAUUGACGCUGUCCUGCCUAAUAAGGCUCCCAUCACCUAUGAUGCCGUCAUGCAAAUGGAAUACCUUGACAUGGCAACCAAUGAAAUCCUCCGGAUGUACCCGAUUGGUGGGCGAAUUGAAAGAUUGUGCAAGAAAGACGUGGAGUUGAAUGGAAUCACCAUUCCAAAAGGGAUGACGGUUAUGAUUCCACCAACCGUCUUGCACUACGACCCAGAAUACUGGUCGGAACCCGAAGAAUUUAGACCGGAAAGAUUCAGCAAAGAGAAUAAGGAGAGCAUCAACCCUUACGUUUACCUGCCAUUCGGAGCUGGUCCCAGGAACUGCCUUGGGAUGAGGUUUGCUCUCCUUACCCUGAAGGCUGCUGUUGCUAGCCUGAUGCAGAACUUCACCUUCAAGCCCUGCAAGGAGACAAAGAUCCCAAUGGAAUUGACCUCAGUAGGACUGACAAAGCCCAAAUACCCCAUCAUCUUGCAAGCCGUCUCCAGAGCCAGCUCUGCACAGUAGUGGUGUUUUUCCAGCAGAAUCUCAUUACUUCAGCAAUGCUGAGAGAUCUGUGGCUAGCGUAUCGAUCCUUUGGACCAUUCUUCUGGUGAAAUGUGUUUUGGCCUUUAUUUGCACAAACUCUUCCAUUCCUUGCCAUGUGAUGACUUGGACAUCUCAAAUUUUCAUACUUCACAAUUUUCCAUUGUGCAUCCAUGAGCACGUGGCUGAGGUUGCAUCAAUGGAAGCCUUGCAACUUAGCAGUGACAAAGUGACAAAGGUUUUCACCUCUGAAAGCAGCAGUUUCCUGAAUAAGUUCUGCUGGCCCUCGCACGUCUAGCUGCCUAUGGCCAUGUGGCCAGUUCAGAAAGUGUGGCUGUGAUUGCUGGUGUGACUGGUCCAGGGAGCAAAUUCAUUCACUCUUAAUCAGCUGUGUUUGCUUCAGUUAUACCAGGAUGCAGGGAAAUCAAAUAUGUUACGUGGGUCCUUGACUUCCUGGGAUUGCUUUAUGAAGGAAAAAGUCCUAAAUAAGAACCAAAAAAUGUGGUACAGUAUUGAAGAAGCAGCUGUGGAAAAGGCAGUAACAAGAUGCAAAAAUACUCCUAGGGAUCAGGGCCUGCUGUUAUUUUGAGUGAUUUCCACCAAAACUGGAAUCAAUAAACAUUCAGUGUGUGUGUGUGUUUUCAGAAAUAACAAUGUAACAAAAAUAAACAAUAUAACAAAAAUAAAGAGUAAAGCAACAACACCAGCUAUGUGGAGCAUUUACUAUAGGUGUCAUAAAAUGGGCAGACAUAGAAUCAUGGAAUCCUAGAGUUGGAAGGAACCCUAAGGGUCAUCUAGUUCAACCUCCUGCAACGCAGGAAUCUCAACUAAAGCAUCCAAGACAGAUGGCCAUCCAACCUCUGCUUAAAAACCUCCAAGGAAGGAGAGUUUGCUACCUUCCGAAGGAGACCAUUCCAGCUCUCACUGUCAGAAAGUUCUUCCUUUAGUUGGCAUUUCCUUUCUUGUAACUUGAACUUUCUUGUAACUUCUUGGGCUUGCUGAUCUGAAGGUUGGCGGUUAGAAUCCCCAUGACAGGGUGAGCUCCCUUUGCUCUGUCACAGCUCCUGCCAACCUAGCAGAUCAAAAGCACACCAGUGCAAGUCGAUAAAUAGGUACUCCUGCAGUGGGAAGGCAAACGGCAUUUCCAUGCGCUCUGGCUCUCGUCACGGUCCUCUGUGCGCCAGUAGCGGUUAAGUCAUGCUGGCCACAUGACCUGGAAAACUGUCUCUGGACAAACACCGGCUCCCUCGGCCUGAAAGUGAAAUGAGCGCCGCAACCCCAUAGUUGCCUUUGACUGGACUUAACUGUUCAGGGGUCCUUUACCUUUACCUACGCAGUGUGAUUUCUUCUCUAAAGCAUGCAAACAUAAACCCUCGAGCAUCAAAAUGGCCUCACAUCGUAGCUCCUCUUAGAGCCCUCCUAUAAAGGGUUAACUGCUCAGACAAGGCAACAGUCCCACCCCCUCUCAAACUAUCCUUCCAUCAAUCAUGCACAGCUAUAUUUCAUAUCACUAGUCAUGCAUGCACACACAGAGUGAGAAUUUGUGAGUGAUUUGGUUCUGAAUGUGUGCAUUGGCAGAGAGAAGUGGGGCUGCAGAAUACAAUUUGUGAAACGCUCGUCCUCACCCUGCUGCUGUUCUUAUUUCAUGACUAACAUUACUUACAUAUGAGUUUGGGGUGCAAUUCCAUUACAGGCACCCCAAUACAAAUACUCUCCAUCAGCUUAUUUAUUGUCGCAUAAGAAAGGGAGCCCCAAGCCAUGCCAAAAAGUGGCCUAGGGGCCUGAGGGAGCUCAGUCAGUAGAAUAUGAGAUUCUAAAUCCCAGGGUUGUGGGUUCGAGUCCCAAGUUGGGUGAAAGAUUCCUGCAUUGCAGAGGGUUGGACUAGAUGACCCUCAUGGUCCCUUCCAACUCUACAAUUCUAUGAUUCUAAGUUUUUGUGUGUGUGUGAAAGAGAGCGAGAGAGCGAGAGAGAGAGAGAGCUUGCUGGCACACACACACACACACACACACACACACACACACACACACACACACAAAA
Molecule: messenger RNA, 3680 nt
Organism: Zootoca vivipara (common lizard)
Lineage: Eukaryota; Metazoa; Chordata; Lepidosauria; Squamata; Lacertidae
Product: cytochrome P450 3A9-like
Biological process (GO): oxidative demethylation; steroid metabolic process
Molecular function (GO): oxidoreductase activity, acting on paired donors, with incorporation or reduction of molecular oxygen, reduced flavin or flavoprotein as one donor, and incorporation of one atom of oxygen; iron ion binding; testosterone 6-beta-hydroxylase activity
Source: RefSeq, a predicted model, not a curated record